Paecilomyces variotii is the source of this 2647-nucleotide messenger RNA. RefSeq lists its product as hypothetical. The coding region runs from base 1 to 2412 and encodes 803 amino acids. The record is from RefSeq and is a predicted model, not a curated record. The transcript has 2 exons. Gene Ontology annotation, molecular function: DNA-binding transcription factor activity; sequence-specific DNA binding. Lineage: Eukaryota; Fungi; Ascomycota; Eurotiomycetes; Eurotiales; Thermoascaceae. Gene Ontology annotation, biological process: regulation of DNA-templated transcription.
AUGGGUGUGACAGAUGUGACUCCGGGCAUGACCCGGAAGAGACCUGCGCCUGGCGCGUCUCCCGCCGUGCAUCCUCAGAUGGCUUCGAUCUCCGGCUACUCUCCCAAUCAAGGACCUCAGUUGUCCAAUGACCAAUUCCUCCAAUGGGGCCAGAAUACGAGCCCUACGGCAGUGAACCCGGCGGUCUUCCCGGAUAUCAACUCGUACAAUGCAGGCUAUGUUUCGUCUCAGGAUGGCUCUGCCACGCCGACGUCCACCCAGCUGGCACGUCGAUCCAUGAGCCAGAUCGUCAGCAGAACGCGGUCAUACGAUCAGCCGCAAAGUCCGCUGAUGGAUCACAACGGCAGCAAUGUCUCGGAGACCGGAGGCUGGGGAGAGAGUCUGGCGGAAUUGCAGCAGAGAGCGCUUAUCGCCAAGAGAGAGGCUCAAGCCAAGAGAAAGCAAAUUCCGCCUUUCGUGCAGAAACUAAGCAGUUUUCUCGACGAGUCCAAAAAUACCGACCUGAUCAGAUGGUCGGAUGAUGGCAAUUCUUUUAUCGUCCUAGAUGAGGAUGAGUUCGCAAAGACCCUGAUACCGGAGUUGUUCAAACAUAACAACUAUGCCUCGUUCGUCCGCCAACUGAACAUGUAUGGUUUUCACAAGAAAGUCGGCCUAUCGGACAACUCCAUGCGGGCGAGUGAACGGAAGAAUAAGAGCCCCAGCGAGUAUUCCAACCCGUACUUCAAACGUGGCCACCCCGACCUUCUGUGGCUGAUCCAGAAGCCGAAGAAUGUUCCCGGACAGGGAGCCAAGUCUGGCAAAGGCCACUCUCGCGCGAAAACCGACGAUGGUGAGGAGAACGAAGGUGAAGAGUAUGGAGACGGUGCACAUGGGCAGAACGACCGCUCCAGACCCCAUGGACAGCUCUCCCUGACGGGCGCGGGUUAUCUGCAAAAGGAGCAACUUGCCGGUGUCUACCGCGAGCUCCAGGCCAUCCGCCAGCAACAGCAGAUUAUCUCGAGCACGAUCAGCAAGCUGCGAAGAGAGCAUGAGCAACUGUACGCCCAGGCCGCUACCUUCCAGGAACAGCAUACUCGCCAUGAGAAUUCCAUCAACGCCAUUCUUACGUUUCUGGCCACCGUCUAUAAUCGCAGUCUGCAGGAUGGUGGCCAGGGCAUCGGCAACCCUUUCGUCGGCGCCAUCCCUCAAGACCAAGGCAAUGUGGUUGAUGUUGGCGAUGACUACAGCCUGAGCCGCUUUGACGGCGAGAUACCCGGUUCGGACGGCCAGAGAUCAGCGAAGAGACAGCCACUGCUGCUGAAAGCACCCCCUGUUGCACUUGACCGUCCGAGCAGAGCGCAUACAUUGUCCCCCUCGGCUACCCAUACGACCUUUGAUCAGUCCCGCAGACCUUCCCACGUCCGACAAGCCAGCGUACCCCAGUCCGGCCACGUCGAAGAAGUGUUUGACGCCAACAGUCCGCAGCGAAGAGCGUCUCAACAGAGCCAGCAUUCGAACCAGCGAUUGCCACAGGGCGACAUCAUGUCCGUCAUCCAGAACUCGAACGCACGCCAUGGUAUCCCCGCUACGACUAUGGCCGACUUCCCUACUGUCCUCUCCUCCCUCGAGAGUUCCGGCGGUAACUCCCCACUAACCCCGAAGCAACGUGCUGAUAUGAUCCGACUUAUGAUGAAUGAGACUAAUUCGGCCGAUCCGGCUGUUACAGCCUCGUCCAACAACGCCUUGAUCACGCCCACGCCGCCGCCAAUGCCCCAGAACUAUGCCAACCAUCUUGCUAGCACACGCACUGAGAUCGAUAACCUCACCAAGAUGCAAGCCGAACAGGACCGCUCUGUCCAGAAUCUGACCAAUUUGCUGCAGCCGCUUAGCCCAACUGGUACCAUCCCGGGCAUUGGUGAACAGGCCAACGGGGUCCAGCCAUCGCUCGAUCUUGACCAGAUAUUCAACAGCGAUUACUUCUCUGAGAUUCCGGAUAUUGAUAAGAGUGGCCUCGACUUCCCUGAGUCAACGGCGGCCCCGCCUCAGACGGUUCCCGCUUCCGCAGAUCCCACCAGCGAUCUGUUCAGCUUCGACAAUCUCCCGUCUGGAGCUGAACCGGACCUCUUCGAUGACGCAAAUGUUAUCUCCAACCACGAUUCUCAAGCUACGCCGUCUACAUACUACGAGGGCUACCAGGAUUACAACAAGGCCGCGGGUCUAAACGGUCAUGCUGGUGGCACACCCUCGGGCUUCACGGCUGCGCGUCGCAACACGAACGAACCAGGCAGGGCCGUGGAGACCUUCACUGAUAGCGAGUCGACGUCUCCUGCUGGCGCAAGAGAUGACAACGCCCAGCUUUCUACGAGGAAUCUUCCUGACUCUGAAGGAGGUAAGGGGAAUGGUGGUGGUGGAAAACGUCGCAGAAAGGCGUAAUCUAACCUCGAGGAAACAGAGCGCGCGGAGUGACCGUCCUUUUUUCUUCUUCUUAAUACCAAUCUUGAUCCGGAAUGCAAACGCAAACAUAUUCUACGGCCAAGGCAACGGGGACAGGAUGAAAGCUUCCAUACAAAAGGAACAAGACGCUGUGGAUGAUUGCAAUAUCUCGUUUGGAGUACAAAUCUCUCUAAUCUCUUUUUCCCUUUCUCGAACCACCGAUGCCCGCGAUGUG